AUGAUUGACACUGUAACAGGACCCGGGACACAGCCCUUCGCAGCCCGGCUGAAGCCCCUGAUUGAUCUGGAGGGCCGAUACCAACCAAAGCUGAGUGGCUUGAGGCUUAUUGAAAGCGCCCAGGACAACGGCCUCAGGAUGACUUCUCGACUGAGGGAGCUGGAGGUGAAGGACCUGCUCUCUCUGACCAGGUUCUUUGGUUUCAGCUCGGAGACCUUCUCGCUGGCUGUCAGUUUGCUGGACCGAUUUCUGUCUGUAAUGAAGAUUCAGCCAAAGCACCUUUCCUGUGUCGGCCUGUGCUGCUUUUACAUUGCUGUGAAAUCCACAGAAGAAGAGAAGAACGUGCCCCUGGCCAGUGACUUGAUCCGCAUCAGUCAGAAUCGCUUCACGGUGUCUGACAUGAUGAGGAUGGAGAAGAUCAUCAUGGAGAAGCUCUACUGGAAGGUGAAGGCCCCCACGGCCCUGCGCUUUCUCCGCCUCUUUCACAGCCACGUCCUGGAGCAGCUCGACUCUGAGAGCAUGAAGAUCCUGAGCCUUGAGAGACUGGAGGCGCAGCUGAAAGCCUGUCACUGCUCAUUUGUCUUCUCCAAAAUAAAGCCAUCUCUACUUGCCUUGGCUCUCCUGUGUUAUGAGGCCCAUGAGCAACAUGACCCCGAGCACCUCGACAAAGUAUCUGAGGCCUUGAGCAAUCUGCAGCAGCAGCUAAAUAUCAAAGACGGAGACCUGGUUUGCAUGCGUGAGUUAGCUGGAAAAUGCCUGGCUGAGUACGCCACCGCAAAGUGCUGCAAGCCGAAUGUCCAGAGACUUCGCUGGACUAUUUCGGGGAGAACUGCACGUCAGCUGAAGCACAGCUACUACAAGAUCACUCACCUUCCCACCAUACCUGAGUCAGCUUGUUAAAACCUGGGUGACCUUACAUGCAGAGAAAGAUUACAGCUGUCACCACUGUUACAUCUUUGCAGUAUGGUCACCCACUUGCAGCUCCAGCUUUAUUUUCCUUACAGAUCUUCAUCUGUGAUGAUGAAUGUCUUUAAGGAAAAGCUAAAAAAAAAAAUUCCUUAAGUUUGUAACCAUAUGUUGAUCAGACACAAUUUUUCUAUCCCUAUGACAAGGAGUAAUGCUUCCUCAGAAAGGAUGUUUUAUUUUCCUGGUUGAGUUGUUUGCACAGGUGUCUAGUAUGUUCUUGUUUAAAUCCGUACCACGGUGUUUGGUAUUUCCUGGAACGGGUUGCUGGUUUUAAGCUAAUAAGUAUAGAACCACCUAGGUCCUCAGUCCACCAUGUGGAAGAGGAGGGAGAGGGAUUUUGUGAACAGCAAAAAUGGAACCAAAAAAAUCGGGCCCAAAGUCCUUCACUCCCACCCUAGGUUGAUAAGCUGUCCUGAAUGCACACUCCUACCCAAGGUGAUUUUUUUUUUUUUUUAUUAAAAAAGUUAAUUUUGACGUGGCGAGGGAACUCUGGUUUGCACCAGUGAAGUGAAGCUAGUGAUGAUCUUCGGCUCAUCACAGUGUUUGAGAUGAAACAUUACCAGCGGUUACAGAUGAGUUAUUUUCACUGACUCUUAAAUUUGUGGACACUGAGUGAAGCAUCACAAAUAUAUCGAGUUCAGUUGUCUUUUUUUUUGGAGAGCACACACAAAAAAAGGUCAUUGCAGUGGAAAUGUAGGUUGGAAUUUAUUGCAUUUUCUGUGCCAGUUUCCCUGUUUAGUCCUCAUUUUAGUGAAAAAAAAAAAUCCCAAAAUGUGGUCUCAAAUUCAAAGGGACUGACU
Archocentrus centrarchus (flier cichlid) is the source of this 1766-nucleotide messenger RNA. It is a transcript of the gene ccng1, whose product is annotated as cyclin G1. The record is from RefSeq and is a predicted model, not a curated record. NCBI's taxonomy places the organism in Eukaryota, Metazoa, Chordata, Actinopteri, Cichliformes, Cichlidae. The transcript has 5 exons. The coding region runs from base 1 to 900 and encodes 299 amino acids.